UUGGCGACGGCAUAUUGUGAUUCUGUCGAAAUACAACUUCAUAUUAGAGCUACAAACGUUUUUUUAUUUAACAAAAUAUUGAUUUCACAUUUUUCCAAUAGUUUAGGUCAUUUUGUUAAUGUAAACAUAUACAGCCCUUUGACAUUAAUCCGGAGGAGUCUAAUUCAGAUGAGCCUACUUUUGUAUUUGUUUUGCCUUUUAUUUUUUGACAUUUUGGCGCGGUUUUGAUCAUUCUGUAAAACGCAUUGUAUACGUAAUACUUUCAUAAGCGUCUAAUAAAGCACCUGCUUCCCGGAAGCGGAAAUUCUAUGUUGCUAUACCGGUUACUAACGGCGCUCUUCUUUCCAUUUAAUUGCCAAUUAGCACCUUUUGUAAUCUAAUUGUCUCAGUUUAUUCGUUUACGGACAUUAAAAAACAAAAAUGAUGGGCAGCAGAAAAGGUGCGCUCACAAGUACAGUUGAUACAAUCAAGAGAGACAUUAAUGAAAUAUGUCAGGGCGGAAAUUAUUACGUGACAGAAGAAAUUGGAAACGAAUUUAACACAAUCGCAAAUGGGUUAGAUCACUUGAAACUAGAUGGAUAUUUAAUGAACACAUCCACUGACUGGCAAAAAGGUUUCGAUUCAACACAAGUUACAGCUCAUAACUCAAAUGCAAGAAAUGUAUUGGAUUCCCUGGCAGCAACUCUGUUUGAUUACAAAAGCAAGAUGGGGAACACUGCCGUAUCAUCCUGCCAGGAGAAUGAGAUCAGAGAGAGACAUCACUGGGCACUUAACAGUCUUAAACGUGCAGAACAGGAUAUGGCACCAUUCACUUAUGGAGCAGCAGACAGAGUCCGUCAGUUUGGGGAUCACAUAGGUGUAACCGACCGCUAUACAGGGUACAGAAACAACCUCACCAGGGGUACCAGAGAGCCUUUCAAAUUGGGUACCAACUGGAUGGACAAAAACACUCAGGGAGGGCAUCUUAGAAGCAGUUUUAGCAGAGCCAACACAUUUGCUGGUCCAACAAUGACUGAAGCCAGGACAGUGGCAGCUCCUGCAAGCGCCAAAGUCAGAUUUGGGACAACUCAGCCUGGCAGAGUUGAUGUCAAAGGUUAUCAGACAGUUGACAGUCUAUACCCACGUAGUAACACAAUGUUUGUUGACGAUGCUGCCAGCCGAAGUCAGGCACUGGCCAGCCUAAAAGCUGCAAAUGCUUUAAAUGCUAGUACCUCAGUUUCUCAAGCUUUCACCGCCAUGCCGAGAGGUCACAAAAACCUGUCGGUCCAAGAGCAGGCUGGAAUCAACACUACUUACCCUGGAAGAACAGAGUACAUGACACGGUACAAAUCUCCACCUCAAGAUGUACGAACAAGCGACUUUAUUGUCAAUCCAACUCCUAAUUUCAUGUUGCAUGGACGACCACUUGGACUUACAACAUACACUCCAAGCUUUACUGAAUAUCAAACAAGAUAUGAAUGGCCUGAUGGAAAUAAAAUAGUAAAAUUGCCCUGGAGAAGAAACUAAAGUGGCACCUUAAAAUUAUCAGUAUUGCUUUCUGCCAAAGACUUUCUGUGUCACAUUUUGUAUGCAAUAAAAAGAAUGGACAGAAUUAUUUUCUUGAACUAUGAUCUGUAUGAGAUUUUUAAAGUGUUUAAACCACAUUUAUAUAGGAGAGAUGGUGUUUGUAAACAAAUCCAUUAUAUUUUCUAUUUUUAGAACUGAUAAGACAAAAACCGGGUGGCAGACGCCGAGCGUCUAUGUUUUUUUUGUAAACAGUGAUGUUUUUCUAACGGCUUAAACUUUCUUAAAACACAAAUAAUAUCAAUAGUUUUUUGAUCAAUGGAAAGUGUAUAAAACAAGCAAUUUAUUGAUUACUUUUGAUCAUAAUUUCGAAAUUAAAUGGAUUAAUUAUGAACGCUUAACUUACAGUGUUUUUUCAAAAAGUUUGGAGGAUCGCUACGCCAUUAAAAUCUUAUGUCAUUUAAAACGGUUACUCAUUUUAAAAAGAUAUUUAAAUGGGAAAAUAUGAAAAUCGUAAGCAUUUCAAAACUUUUUGAAUUUUUAAAAUCCAUAAAUGAGCGAAAAAGUUAUUAAAAAUUAAAAAUUCAGAUCCCAUACACAAACGAUGUAAAAACAUUUGUUUUACCCACCACCAGAUAAACAGGUAUUUAUGCGUGACGUCAUGGCGAUCUCUCCUAUUUAAAGACAGACUUACUUUCUGAAUGUUCAAUACCUUUUUAUGCAUAUCUGUUGAUUUGUGAAUGAAAUUGAAAACAUUUCUUGAAAAAAAAAAAAAGUGAAAUUAAAUUGUAAGUGAAAAAAGAAAUGGUAUUUCAAUUUUUGUUCUUUUUCUUUUUUCGAAAUUACUACUGUUUAAGAAAAUUAUUGCAAAUUUUCUAAACAUAGUUACAUGGUAAUGACAAACUGUAAUCUGGCUAGACAGUUUAAGAACUUUACUUACUAUUAUUUUGUAGUGAAUACAAUUUACAUAUCAGUACACAUAAACAGAAGAGUUCUGCAUGUUUUUGUUAAUAGUUAUUCAGACAUUCAGAUCCAUGACAUAUUUAUUUUCAAACAAUAAUAAAAUCUUAUCAUAACUUAUUUUUUUAGCUGCUAAAGCAGACAUGUUUGUUCUAUCAGUAUUAAUAAAUAUUUUCAUGUUGUUAGACCAGUUAACUGUGAUAAAUCUGUUUUAAUUAUAUGUUAUAUACAAUGCACUUUAACAUAAAAUGAUAUAUUUAUAUAAGUAGAAAAAUAUACAAGUUGAUUUUAGAUCUGAGAAUCAGUAUUCAGAGAGACGUUAUUCCAGUAUCAAUCUGAUAUGUAAAACAUAUCAUGGAAGUCUUUAAGAAUUCUGUUUUCAAGCAAAUGUUUUCUUGUAAUUUAGUAUUUUGCCUUUCGACAAGAGAACAGAUUGCUUCAAUCCAGUUUAACUUCUUUUAUAAGUGAACGAAAAGGUGUUUUUAUAGAGUAUUUUUUAAAUGCAUUGUUAUUUCUAAUUAUGUUUUGAUAAUAAAUCUGUCAUGAGAAAAACUAUAGAGAACUGACUUGCAUAAUAUGUUUUAUAGUACAGGCACAUGUAUACUGUGCAAUCAUUUAACUGUGUUGGCCUAAGAUUUCUAGGUUUCUUCCAAAAUGGCAAUUUCUUAAGGACAUACAUUGGUGUAUUAUUGAAGUUAUGAUAAAUGAGAAAUUUACUUGUUUGCUUGGAUUUAAGCUUAAGGAUUGAAGCAAGAAAUGAAGUCCCUGAAAAUUAAUUCACCACAAAUAAUGUUUUCACAGAAAUGCAUUUUGUAUGGAUCCAUUUCCCUGAAUUUUCAUCCAUCUAAAUCACUAACUAAUUUUGCUACUGCUUUAUUUUAUACAUACAGGAUAUAAGACAGAUAUUAUUAUAGUUAGUCAUUAACAUUUUGUAGAGCAAUUAAAAUGAUGCCUGACUUUUUCUAUUAUUAUUACCUAAAGCAUUUGUUUUAUAUGUGAAGUUAUGUGCUUUUUAUAUUUUUGAAGAGUAUUUGUUAAAGUUUUUGACAUUGUUUGUAAAUACAUUAGGAUAUCAACUGUGUUUUCCAUUUUUAAUUGCAGACAUUGAAUAAAUUGAUACUUUUUGGCUUGUAUAAAAUCAUACAUAUUUAAAUUAAAAUGAUUUUAAAGUGCAUUAUUUAUUUUAUGAAGUCACAAAAAGAAGUCCAAAAGUGUCAAUUUAUUAAAUUUCUGUUCCAUUUUGUUGUGUUUUAAGUGGUCACAGUAAUCCUGCACUUUUGUGUGAAUUUUGCACUUUCUAUCUAUACUCUUGUUUACAUUUGUAGAUCAGGUCGACGUUUAAAGGUAUCCUAAAAAAAUAUAAAACAAAAAAGUGAA
Messenger RNA from Mercenaria mercenaria, 3840 nucleotides. RefSeq lists its product as uncharacterized. The record is from RefSeq and is a predicted model, not a curated record. Bases 421 to 1506 code for a protein of 361 amino acids. The transcript has 5 exons. Lineage: Eukaryota; Metazoa; Mollusca; Bivalvia; Venerida; Veneridae.